AUGAAUUUAUUUAUAUUUAUACUACUUAUAUCACUAGUUUAUUCGAAUGACGUAUUUCAAUUAAUCACUCAUCCAGAUUUAAAUUUUAAUGAUGUAAAUCGAAUAGGUUUAUUUGGAUCUUUUGAUGCUUUAUCUUUUUAUUCAUUUAUAAAUGAAACUCAAAAUAUACAACUACCUUCAUCAUCACCAUCAUCAUCAUCAUCACCAUCAUCACCAUCAUCACCAUCACCAUCACCAUCAUCAUCAUCAUCAUCAUCAUCAUCAUCAUCAUCAUCAUCAUCAUCAAUAAUAAAUAAAAGAGAUGUUGAUCAAAAUUCAUCUGGUUUAUUCAUACAAGAUUCAUCAAAUAAUAAUAAUUUACAAAUUGCUUCAAUAAACGGACAAAUUAAUCAAAUCGAAAAAAUAUCAAAUCAGUCAAUAAUUAUAAAUGGUAAUUUUUCUCAAAUAAAUAAUCAACAAGUUAAAAGUCCAAUCAUAUAUAAUAUAAAUACAAAGGAAAUAACUAAAAUUUUAGAUGACGAUGUACAGGGGAAUGUAAAUACUUUCUUAAUUGAUAAUUCAUUAAUUUAUUUAGGUGGAGAUUUUCAAUUUAAUCAAACUUAUGGAUCUGCAAUUUAUAAUAUAACUUCAAAAGAAACUACGAUUACAAAAUUCCAUGGGUUUGGAAAUGAUUCAAUUAUUAAUACAAUUUAUAAAUUACAAGAUUCAUUAAUAUUUGGUGGGAAAUUUAAUACUUUAGGAUUGCAGGAUUUAUUAAAAAUUAAUACAACCACAAAUUCGACAAGAAAUAGAAAUGAAACAAACACCACUAUAAUACAAGCUGAACAAUUAAUAUCUUUAAAACAUGGUCAAUUCACAUCAAUAAAUAGUGAAUCAGACAAUUCACAAGUCGUAUGUCCUAGUAAUUAUCAAUGGCAAGCUCAACCUUCAUCAGGUGCAGAAUGGAGAGUCGAAUUACCUACUGAAAUGAAAGGAGUUAUACCUACAAAGGCAAGAAUAUAUAUACCCGAUUCAACAAAUGGAAUUAAAUUAUUCAGAAUAUAUUCAUAUCCAAAUAAUGGUAUCAUGAAUCUAACAUAUAUUGAUCCAAAUACAAAUGAAUUAAAUUAUUGUGAUGCAUGGUGUCCAUUAUUACAAUUUGAUGACUUACAAGAUAGGAUAGACUCAAAUAUUGAUAAUUCAAUUGAAUUAAAUCAAGAUGAUACAUUUGUAGACGAACAAGAUGGUACAUUUUUUAAAUAUUAUGAUCCUUCAACAAAGACUAAAAAUUUAGGUUACGGAACCAAUUUUCAAGAAUUUGCAUUUGUUAAUGAAGUUGGAAUUGAUUCAAUUGGUUUUACUAUUAUUGAUUGGUUUGGAGUUCAAGGUGAAUUUAGCGGAUUUGAAUUGUAUCAAAAUGCAAUUACUGUAUUUGGAAAUAAUACAUUAAAUGAACCAAAUUGUGGUGAUGAAUCAAGUAGUAAUUAUGCGGAAAUACAAUCUGGAAAUUUUACUUCAAUUUUAGAUAACAGUCCAGGUUUAAAUUCAGAUUAUUUAGUUACUUCAGAUCAAGAUGCUAAAAUUAUAUUAUAUCCAAAUAUAUCUUACUCUGGUAAUUAUUCAAUUAUAAUGAAUACACCUGGUUGUUCAUAUGAUAAUACAUGUGCUCAGAGAUCAAUUGUAAAUGUAACUAUUAAAAGUGAUCAAGAUGAAAUAUUAUCAACAAAUUUAAUUUAUCAAAAUAAUGAGAAUAAUAAAUUUGAUUAUUUAUUUUAUGGUCAUUUAAAUGGAUCAACUAUAAGUGAUGGACAAAAUAAAAUUGAAAUCUCAUAUCAUGAUAAAAUCAGUGAUUCAAGUACUAUAAUGGUUGUUGAUAAAAUUACUGCAAAUAUUGUAUCAUUGGAUAAUUAUUAUGAUAGAAAUAAUACAAAUAGGACAGGAAAUAGGGAUAGUUUUGAGAUUAAUCCAAUUAAAUUAAAUGGAUUGUUUGAAUAUUCAUUAAGAAAUUUUACAAAUUUUGAUGAACUGAAAAUAUAUAAUGGUUCAACUAUAAGUUUGAAUAAUACAUUUGUUGGAAAUUCAUCAAUAAAUUAUCUUUCAGGAAAUCUAAACAAUGAUACAGAAGUAAAUGAAAUAACAUCAAUUCAUGAUUCAUUAUUUUUACUUGGUGAUAAUUUCCAAAGUAGAAAUUUUACCAUUUCAAAUUCAAAUUUAAUUACUUUAAAUUUUGGAGAUUAUAAUACUACAUUAAAUGAAACAAAUAUAAAUAUACCAUCUACAUUAAAAAAGAGAGCAGAAUUUCUUAAUGCAAAUUUCAAUAAUUCAAUUUCAAGAAUUAUUCCAACAAGUAAUGGAAAUGGAAUUUUAACAUUAGGUGAUUUUACUCUAUCUGAUUCCAUACAAGAUCUUUCAAAUGAUAGUGAAACAAUAUCAGUUGCAAAUAAUAUAGCUUUGAAUGUAAAUGAUCAAUGGUAUUCAUUUGGUAAUGAUUAUUGGAAUACUGAAAUUAAUCAAUUUUCAAAUUUCACAAUCAAUGAUAUUGAAUAUUAUUCAUUUUCAUCUAAUAAUGAGUUUAAAAUCUGGGAUAAUUCAAAUUUUAAAUGGAUAGAUAAAGAUUUUAACAUUUCACAAUCUACUUUGUUAAAUUCAAAUUUACAAAUUUUAGGAGGUCAAUCAUUUUCAAACAUGGAUAAAUAUUCAAUAAAUCAAGCAUAUAUUGAAAAUAAUAAUAAUCAAUUCAAAUCAUAUAAUCUUAAUUCUUUUUCCAAUAUAAUAACAAACUCAUUUUAUAUAAAUUCAUCAAUGUCAGUAAUUGGAGGACAUGAAUCAAUACAAUUUUUAAUUAAUAAUUCAACAACUUCAUUAAAUGGUACAUUAAAUUUUAUUAACAAUAAUAUAUACGUUGAAUCUUUAUAUGUUGACAAUAAUCAAAAAUAUUUAUUUAUUGGUGUUAAUGGAACUGUUGAAAUUAAUAAUAAUCUUAAUGUUACAGGUAUAAUAAUUUAUGAUCUUAAAAAUAAUACAUUUGCAAGUUUUCAACCAUCUGAAUUAUCAAAUAAUGAUGAAUCAACAAUUGAAAUUAAUUCAAUUGUUUUAUUUGAUGAUGAUAAUAAAUUAUUAGUAGGUGGUAAAUUUGAUAAUGCAGGAAGUUUAUCUUGUCCAAAUUUAUGUAUUUAUGAUAUUGGAAAUACUAGAUGGAUUAAUCCACAAAAUAAUGAUCGAAAAGAUAUUCAAGGUGUAGUUAAAGAUAUGAAAUUUUAUAAAGAUAAUUCAGUAUUGAUAAGUGGACAAGGUUUAAAAUUUGAAAAUUCAAAUGUUUCGUUCUUUACUUAUAAUUUUGAAUCACAAACAUUUAAUAUAAAGUCAAAUUUGAAUUUAGGUGGAAAUAGAAAUAUCAACAAAUUCAUUAUCAAUGAUUUAAGAUCAAAUAAUGAUUUACAAAAUAGAAUGAUUGCAUAUGGAGAUAACUUUAUUUCUGGAUUUGAUGGAAAUAAUUGGAAUAAAAUUGACUCUCAAAUAAAUUUCACAAAUACUAAAUUUACAGAUUUGAAAUUAUUAAAAUUAUCAAAAUCUUCAAAUUAUAAUGAAUCAUAUUUUGAUUCAGAUUCAAUAAUUGCAAUUUCGGGUCUAAUCAACUUGAAAAAUUACGGAUUGGUAAAUAUGGCGUUAUUUAAUGGAACAGAUUGGAUUCCAUAUAUUUAUACUUUAAAUGAUACUCGUUUUGGAAUUGUCAAUUCAAUUUUAAUCAAUGAUGAUAGAUACCGAUUUCAAAGCUCAGAUGAUUUAAAAAAUUCAAAUGUUAAUUUAUCAAGAGGUAAAGUUGUUGGAAUUUCAUUAGCUUGUGCACUUGGUGCUACCUCAUUAUUCGGUUUAUUUUAUAUUAUUCCUUAUUUUGUAUUAUUUAAGAAAAGAGAUAGAGAAAGAUUUGAUGAACCUGGUUAUGAUCAAAGAAUUUAUGAAAAUGAUAUGAUGGAAGCUGUUAAUCCUGAAGAUUUAUUACAUGAAAUAGAUUUACAGAGAGAGAAAUAG
Messenger RNA from Insectozyma verbasci, 4008 nucleotides. Lineage: Eukaryota; Fungi; Ascomycota; Pichiomycetes; Serinales; Debaryomycetaceae. The record is from the annotation of a GenBank genome assembly.